GGUAAAUCAUUGCGGUAUACUGCAGUCUAGUAAUUUCAUAAUUAUAACUUUAAAAUACACAGAUAAAUUCUAUUGUUAUCCCAUUCCAAAGAACUAUUACAAAAAACUUUAAAUUCAAAUACCAUUGAUGGUUAAUAACAAAGAAUUAUGGGUAUAUUAAAUGUGCCAUUCUAGUGUUAUAGUAUGAUAGUACAUUAUUGAUCAUGAAUACAACGUAAUACAGUAGUAAUUGAAUUAUUCUCGUAAUUAUCUUUAAAUUUAAAACAAAUAUUGGAUACAAAUUAUUACAAGAAGAUUAUAUUAAAACAUUAGAAUGGCUGCCAACAUUAAUCGAAGAGAGUUUUCAUCACAUGAUGAUAGGGAUAACUAUUUAAAUGUUUCACUUUCUAAAGACAGUAAUAAUGAGCCAAAUCUAGGCAAUAUUACAUUGAUGAUUGAUCCAAAUGUUGAAGCAAACUUGAACAUCAGUGACGAAAUUCCUAAAGCCUUCAACUUGUACAGAAACAAAAAACUUAUAUCCCAUGGCAUGAUGAAUGUCGCGUUAUUUUCUGCCAACGCUAGUCAGUUAAGAUAUCUUUUAGAAACGGGAAAUGGAGGUGCAUUUUUCAUUAUCUGCGUUGUUCUUCUAUUAAUUAGUAUUAUUCUUCAGAUUUCAGUUGGAAUUACACUCUUGUUAAGUGCGCGAUACAAUGUAACUCAAAGUGAUCAACGCGCCAUGGCGUUCAAAUUUGGAAACUAUGUAAUCAUAGGAAUAUUUCUCAUAACGGUUGUCAAUGUUUUUUUAACUUCUUUUGGAGGACCAAUGAUACAGCCGCCCACGACUAUAGCUAAUACAGUUAGUGAAGCUGUAACUGAAAUAACAUUUUAGUUUUUUUAGUUUAAAGUAUGUUAAUAAGAUAUAAAUUUAAUAAAAUAAUGUUAUAAGAAAAUUAGCGGUACAUAUAAUAUUCUCUGUGUUAAAAGUCAAAAUGUUUUUUUAGUUAAGUAUAUUUGUUCUAAUUGUUCUAUGACAUAAUAAUACAUAUUAAACUGGUUAUUUAAGU
Daktulosphaira vitifoliae (grape phylloxera) is the source of this 1043-nucleotide messenger RNA. Its product is annotated as ninjurin-A-like. The coding region runs from base 314 to 868 and encodes 184 amino acids. NCBI's taxonomy places the organism in Eukaryota, Metazoa, Arthropoda, Insecta, Hemiptera, Phylloxeridae. The transcript is spliced from 3 exons. Gene Ontology annotation, cellular component: membrane. Gene Ontology annotation, biological process: cell adhesion; tissue regeneration. The record is from RefSeq and is a predicted model, not a curated record.